UGCCCCCUCUCUUCCUCCUCGUUUCUUCUGCUUCCUCCCUCCUUGUGGAAGUAUGCGCCCUGAGAAGUGAACUACACAUCCCGGAGUGCCUCUGCUGACCCCGCAGCAGCCCGCAUCUGUGUGCUUUGGCGCUGAGCUGGAGAGACCGAGCGGAGCUCAUCACCGGAGCAGCGCUUUUGUUAAAGCGGAGAAAGAGGGAGCCAGAGAUUAUUAUCAGCCACGAGAAGAAGGAGAGGAGGGAACGGAGGCGCGAGUUGGACGUGUCUGUCUCCGGCUCGCUUUUUUUUUUCUUUCCCUUUUCGGACUAAAAUGCUCAGGUCCCCUACAUUGACGAAGAGCCAAGCUUUGGGAUUGGGUAGCGAGCAGAUAGCGUAACACCCCCUCCUCCUCUCUGUGAAGAAUUGCGUUAAAACGAAAAGGAAAGGCCUGGGCUUUUUCAAUAUUACAGGAUUAUUUUUUUUUAUUUUUUUGAUUUUAUUUUCCUACCCUUUUAGAUUAAACGAGGACACGCUGCUGCCUGGUGUAUGUGUUUAGAAUGGGACACGCUGAAGGUCCAGUCAAAGAAAAAGACAGUUAAGGAUGCAGGAGCCCAACAAUGGAUUUCUCCUUCUCUUUCAUGCAAGGGAUCAUGGGAAAUACAAUUCAGCAACCCCCUCAGCUCAUUGACUCAGCCAACAUCAGACAGGAAGGCACCUGCGACACCGGCAGUGACCCGGGUGAGGAUGGUGGUCCCUCCUACGAUGCUGCUCUGGACGCAGAGUUUUCUUACCCGCCGUCGGGCUCGGAGGACAUGCCGCAGGUCCCCAACGGCUACCCGCCGGGUUUGGGGAUAUACGAGCCACAGGCCAAGUUCUCUUUGUACUCGCAGUUCCCCAACGGCUCUGCCAACGGAUACGGGGCCAUACGGAGCUACAGCGACCACGGCCUCAUGCCGGGGGAGGGCACGGUCCUGAGAGGCCCCGGUCUCCAGGAGAGACCCCUCUCGCCCGUGUCGCCCCCCCUCCCCACGCAUCACCCGCACCUCCAUCAUCACCCCCAUCACCCCCAUCACCACCACCACCACGCGCACCACUUCCACUCCAACCCACCUCACUUACAGACCCACUCGCUCCCGCAGACGCCCCCUCCACAGCCGCUGCCCCCCCAGCAGCACCACCUCCCUCAGACGCCUCACAUCAUGACCCACAAUCUCCCCCCGCCGCCGCCGCUACAUCUGCCGUCCUCCAGUCCGCCCCCCUCCCUCGUGGACAGCACCCCGUCGUCUCAACCCUCGCACGCCCCGUCCAACGUCAGCCCUGGGGUGCUGAAGAAAACCAGCUCUCCAGAGAUCAAGCUGAAGAUCAUCAAGACGUAUCAUAACGGGAAGCCGCUGUUUGAGUCUGCGCUGUGUGGAGACCUGCUGCAGGAACUGCAGAAGGAGUCUCAGAAGAACGAGGCCGCUCAGAUGCAGCGCAGACAUGAGAGGAAGAAGGAGAAGAGGAAAAAGAGCGCGAGGCUGCUGCAGGUCCAGGAACAGAGUUUGGAGCCGAGCCAAGAGCAGACAGGUACCACAGGCCAGACAGAGGACACCCACGUCCAGGCCCAGCCGAGAGAGACACCACCAGCCCAGACGGAGAAGCCUCAGAAGACCGUUAUCAAAACUGAACCAAAAACGCCGAAGGUCCCGAAGGUCCACCAUCCCUCCGUGAUCCAAGAGACCGGUUUCUGUAAGGAGUUUGUAAUAGGCGACUUGGUGUGGUCUAAGGUGGGAACGUACCCCUGGUGGCCCUGCAUGGUCUCCUCCGACCCACAGAUGAAGGUCCACACUCGCAUCAACACCAGAGGUCACAGAGAGUACCACGUCCAGUUCUUCGGCAGCGUCGCGGAGCGAGCUUGGAUCCACGAGAAGAGGAUAGUGGUGUACCAGGGCAAGCAGCAGUUUGAGGAGCUGCAGGCCGAGACGCUUCGCAAAACCUCCAACCCUGUAGAAAGGCACAAACUCCUGAAGCCGAUCCCUCAGCGCGAGCGCUCCCAGUGGGAGGUGGGGGUGGGCCACGCCGAGGACGCCUUUGUCAUGACUCGACAGGAGCGGAUCGAUAACUACACCUUCAUCUACGUGGACCCGGACCCAAACGAAGCCCCGCCCUGCAAAAAACCCAACAUCAGACCCGAGAAACGCAACCGGCGAUCGAGCGGCUCCAUCAGCAAGAAGGAGGACGGUGGCGUGAAGUCGCCCGACAGGGAGCUGCCGCCGCGCAGACUGCUGCCCCGGAGGCAGUGCAGCGUCUCCAACGCGGAGGACGGCGCCAACUCGCAGGCCUCGCAGGAAGAGAAGAACCAGAGGAGGGACCAACGCAGGAGCAGCUCGCCAAAGCAGAACUCGGGCUGCGGCGAAACCCGGGAGAGGCAGGACUCCCCUCCCCCGGUCCGAGCCUGGAAGACGGCCGCCGCCAGAAAGCUGCUGCCGCUCUCCAUCACCAUGAAGAGGCUGAACGUGGAGAUCACAAAGUGCGACUGGCCCCUCCUGCAGAAGAAAGCCGCCGCAUCUCCCAAGACGGAUAAGGAGGAGGAGGAAGAGGAGGAGAAGGAGGAGCGGGUGGAGAGGGAGGCGCGGCAGCCCGACCUGGGGUACUGCUCACCGGAGGACAGCAGAGCAAAACCUGAGCCCAGCCCAGAGGAGGAGGAGGACGGGGACGACGGCGAGGACGAGGGGGAGGAGAGGAGAGGCUCGCCCGCCAGCCGGAGGAGCGAGGAGGGAGGCGCUCAGCAGACCUCUUCUCCCGGGUCACACCACAGCAGUCGACAAGGUUCUCAGGAGAGGAAGCUGCAGCGGCGGUCAGUCAGGAGCAGGUCUGAGUCUGAGAGAGGCAACGAUCCUGUCCCCAAGAAGAAAACCAAAAAGGAACAGGCUGAGAUGGCGCCAGAGACCACGCUCAGGACGGGUUCACAGAAAGGAGCGAGCGAGAUCUCGGAUGCCUGCAAACCCCUGAAGAAGCGAAGCAGAGCAUCAACAGAUGUUGAGAUGGCUUCAUCGCAGUACAGAGACACCUCCGAUUCUGACUCCAGGGGCCUCAACGACCCACAGGGUUUAUUUGGGAAGAGCCUGGACAGCCCGGCGGCGGCAGAUGCAGACGCGUCCGACACUCAGUCCGUCGACUCCGGCUUGUCCCGUCAGGACAGCAGCACCGGCAAAAGAGACACGGUGUGCCAGAUCUGUGAGGUGUAUGGCGAGGGGCUGGUGGUGUGUGAAGGUGACUGCAACAGACAGUUUCAUCUGGACUGUCUGGGCCUGUCGUCCCCACCUGAAGGCAGAUUCACCUGCGCGGAAUGUAGAAACGGAAGCCAUCCCUGUUUCAGCUGUAAAACAGCCAGCCGGGAGGUGACCCGCUGCUCUGCGUCCGGGUGCGGCUGCUACUACCACGAGGACUGCGUCCGCAAGCUGCCCGGCACCACCAGCAGCCCGGGCGGAGGGUUCAGCUGCCCCCAGCACAGCUGCUCAACCUGCUGCAUGGAGCGAGACCUGCAGCGGGCCAGUAAAGGUCGCCUGAUCCGGUGCAUCCGCUGCCCGCUGGCGUACCACACGGGCGACAGCUGCGUGGCGGCCGGCAGCGUGGUCCUCACCCACCACAUCAUGAUCUGCAGCAACCACGGCAGCGGCAAGAAGAACGGCCUGCUCUCCUCCCCGGUCAACGUGGGAUGGUGCUUCCUGUGUGCCAGAGGGCUGUUAGUGCAGGACCUUACUGACAUCAUAUUAAGUUCAUAUGCCUAUAAGUCCCACUACCUUCUGACUGAGUCAAAUCGUGCUGAGUUGAAAUUACCUAUGAUUCCCUCUCCUUCGUCAGCUACCAAAAAGAAUGUUGGGAAAGGAGGCAAGUUGCUGUGCUGCGACUCAUGCCCAGCUUCCUUCCACCCGGAGUGUCUGGAGAUGGAGAUGCCGGAGGGGCCGUGGUCCUGCAGUGAUUGCAGGGCAGGAAAGAAACCUCACUACAAACAAAUUGUCUGGGUCAAACUGGGCAACUACAGAUGGUGGCCAGCGGAGAUCUGCAACCCCCGUCUGGUGCCGUCCAACAUUCAGAGCCUUCGGCACGACAUCGGCGACUUCCCCGUCUUCUUCUUUGGCUCGCACGACUACUACUGGAUCAACCAAGGCCGCGUCUUUCCGUACGUGGAGAACGACAAGAACUUUGUCACGGGUCAGAUCAACAUCAAUAAAACCUUCAAGAAAGCUUUGGAAGAAGCAGCGCGGCGGUUUCAGGAGCUAAAGGCCCAGAGGGAGAGCAGGGAGGCUCUGGAGCAGGAACGCAACUCUCGCAAACCUCCACCCUACAAAUUCAUCAAGUCCAACAAACCGGUGGGGAAAGUGCAGAUGCACGUGGCCGACUUGUCAGAAAUCCCACGAUGCAACUGCAGACCGACAGACGAGCAUCCCUGCAGCCUCGACUCCCAGUGUCUGAACCGCAUGCUGCAGUACGAGUGCCACCCGCAGGUUUGCCCUGCAGGAGACAACUGUGAGAAUCAGUGUUUCUCCAAGCGGCUGUAUGCAGAGACUGAAGUGAUAAAGACGGACGGGCGGGGCUGGGGCCUCAGGACAAACCAGGCGCUCAGGAAGGGUGACUUUGUGACGGAGUAUGUGGGAGAGGUGAUCGACUCAGAGGAGUGCCAACAGCGAAUCAAACGUGCCCAUGAAAAUCAUGUGACCAACUUCUACAUGCUCACACUCACCAAGGAUCGAGUGAUCGACGCGGGUCCGAAGGGGAACUCGUCUCGGUUCAUGAACCACAGCUGCAGCCCAAACUGUGAAACCCAGAAGUGGACGGUAAACGGAGACGUUCGCAUCGGACUCUUCACCCUCUGCGACAUCGAGUCUGGCACGGAGCUGACGUUCAACUACAACCUGCACUGCGUGGGCAACAGGAGAUCGUCCUGCCACUGCGGGGCAGACAACUGCUCCGGAUUCCUCGGGGUGCAGCCAACGAGUGCCGUGGUCAUGGAGAAGGAGGAGAAGGCCAGGAACGCCAAGCUGAAGCCCAAGAAGCGGAAGCUGCGACCAGAAGGCAAACACACCCACGAGUAUUUCUGUUUCCGCUGCGGAGAAGGAGGCGAGCUGGUGAUGUGCGACAGAAAGGACUGUCCUAAAGCCUAUCACCUGCUGUGUCUGAACCUCACCAAGCCGCCAUACGGACGCUGGGAGUGUCCGUGGCACGACUGCAGUGUGUGCGGCUCGCCGGCCUCGUCGCUGUGCGACUUCUGCCCGCGCUCGUUCUGCCAGGACCACGAGGCGGGGGCGCUCACCGCCUCCUCGCUGGAGGACCGCCCCUGCUGCUCCAGCCACAACCCGCUCAACCCCCUGGGCUCCAACCCCAGCUCCACCCAGCAGCGGCGAGGCGCCCCGAGUCCGGCCAGGGUCAAAGAGGAGCCGGAGGCGGGGCCGGACCACCCGGCCGCCAAGUGACACCGCGGCGCCGCCGAUACCUCGUUCCCCGCGGAGCCGCGCUCCGACCCAGCGCUCCACUAAAGGGAAUAC
Messenger RNA from Salarias fasciatus (jewelled blenny), 5503 nucleotides. It is a transcript of the gene nsd3, whose product is annotated as nuclear receptor binding SET domain protein 3. The transcript has 25 exons. Gene Ontology annotation, molecular function: protein binding; histone methyltransferase activity. Lineage: Eukaryota; Metazoa; Chordata; Actinopteri; Blenniiformes; Blenniidae. Bases 596 to 5431 code for a protein of 1611 amino acids. Gene Ontology annotation, cellular component: nucleus. The record is from RefSeq and is a predicted model, not a curated record.